This is a messenger RNA of Mycena indigotica, 399 nucleotides long. RefSeq lists its product as uncharacterized. The transcript has 3 exons. NCBI's taxonomy places the organism in Eukaryota, Fungi, Basidiomycota, Agaricomycetes, Agaricales, Mycenaceae. The record is from RefSeq and is a predicted model, not a curated record. The coding region runs from base 1 to 399 and encodes 132 amino acids.
AUGCCGUCCCACUGGACUAUUAUAAUCUACGACGACGAUAGUCCACUGGACCGCGAGGAGCUAUGGCAUCGAUGGCAAGGGAGGCUUCGCAAGUUCUACAGACGUGUUCCCCUCGACGAUCCACGUUAUACAGAGGCGAAACAAACAGGAUUGCUAACCAGUCUCGAUACAGUCAUCGAGUUGGGAACAGCGUUCUGCCGCACCCACGACAUGCACAGCACCGAGGAGGGCAUCUUCCAGGCGCUGGAGCACAUGCUCACCGACAUCGAGGGCAAUGGCGUCGCGGGUCCUCAUGCUAUCGAUCUUCAGCUUCGAAUCGCCAUAGACACAGGUAACAAGGGCCAGCAUGCGGAGGGAAGUCAAGGCGAGGCCAAGGCUGAGGGGGAGCAGGAGAGUUAG